AUGCCCCCCACCACCCAACGCCUCAUCCGUAUCGCCGUCGCCCACUACAGGAAUCGGGAGAUUUCCGAGGCAGAGUUUCAUCGCUGGGCAACAGAGGAUCACUGCGCCAGAGCGGCCAAAAUCCACGCCCGACAUGGCAUCGAGGCUUAUGGGAUGUUCUUUAGUUCGCAAAGCGCCCAGUCCACUGCCAAGGAACUGAAUAAACACCUUGGAGGCAAGUGGAUCGUCGACAACCACGACGUGCAGGUGGAAUUCUACCUGCGCUCACUCAGCCAGCUUACAGCCGUUCUGGAGGACCCUGAGUUCAAGGCCCUGCAGGAAGAGGAAGGACCGUUUGUCAGUGGAGAGAACAUUGUUGCAACCUUGGGAUGGGUUGAGGCGUAUGUGCAGGACGGGCAUGUUGUCCAUGUGGGCGCUGACGGGAAACCCACAUAUGCUGGAUUUGGUGUGGUGGGAGACUUCUCUGGAGAGAAGUUUGACUGA
Pochonia chlamydosporia 170 is the source of this 483-nucleotide messenger RNA. Its product is annotated as EthD domain-containing protein. The coding region runs from base 1 to 483 and encodes 160 amino acids. The transcript is spliced from 2 exons. Gene Ontology annotation, molecular function: oxidoreductase activity. Lineage: Eukaryota; Fungi; Ascomycota; Sordariomycetes; Hypocreales; Clavicipitaceae. The record is from RefSeq and is a predicted model, not a curated record.